Messenger RNA from Paracoccidioides brasiliensis Pb18, 1587 nucleotides. RefSeq lists its product as uncharacterized. Bases 1 to 1587 code for a protein of 528 amino acids. Gene Ontology annotation, molecular function: NADP binding; N,N-dimethylaniline monooxygenase activity; flavin adenine dinucleotide binding. The transcript has 4 exons. The record is from RefSeq and is a predicted model, not a curated record.
AUGGCUUCGAAGAAAGUUGCAAUCAUUGGUGGUGGUCCCUGUGGUUUAACUACUUUAAAAGAAUGUCUGGCUCAAGGUCUCGAUGCUGUUCUGUUCGAAGCCCGAGAUGGAAUCGGAGGGCAAUGGCGUUACGAAGAACCUGAUCCCGAGACAGGCCAUGCCGUAUCUUCUGUGUAUGAAGGCGUGAUCCUGAACUCGUUCCGCGAUGGUACUACCUUUAGCGAUUUUCCCAUUGAUCCUGCGCACUAUCCAGACUAUUUCUGUCAUCGCAAGAUGCUAAAGUACAUAGAGCACUAUGCGGACCACUUCGGGCUUAGAGAAUUUAUUCGGCUGCAGACGAAGGUGGUCUCCUGCAAUCAACUUGCCGAUGGAAGGUGGACAGUCUUACAUCACAAAACUGGGGAGGACGAAGUUACAUCGGUGUAUGAUGCCAUAUUUGCAUGUACGGGUCACAAUUCCCGCCCCUGGAUUCCUGAGUUUGAAGGCUUGAAUUCUUUCAAAGGAGAGGUCCUUCACAGCCAUAUAUACCGGAGAGCAGCUAGAUUUGAGGGGAAGAAAGUUGCCCUUAUUGGAUUUGCUAGUUCAGCUGUGGAUCUGGCGUGUGAGCUGGUGCCGGUGGCGAAGGAGGUGCACAUGGUUGCUAGGAGAGGCGGAUGGGUUUUUCCACGAUUUCUGCUUGGCAAGCCAACCGAAUCAUACGAGAGUCGAGUCUCUGGAUCGAUCGUGCCCGCUCGGUUUGCAGAAUGGUGCGAAAAGAAACUACUUGUAUUUGCUGUUGGUGAGGUGCCUGAGGAAAUUAAACCUGAUCACAAUUUGAGCCAGGCCAACAUAACAGUCCACAGCAAUCUGCUCGAAUUUAUCAAGGUUGGCAAAAUCAAAGCACAUCGUGCGAGUGUGAAGAGUUUCACUGAGCACUCUAUAAUUCUCACGAACAAUACAGAAUUAGAUGUUGAUGCUGUAAUUAUUUGCACAGGCUAUCAUAUGGAAGCCCCUUAUCUUGCCAGGGAGACUUACCAUGUGGAGAACAAUCCAAUUCUGAAGUCACACAACACCAUUGAUCUUUAUAAACUUGUCGUUUCUCCCCAGUUUACUAACCUGUUUUUCAUUGGAUAUAUUGAAUUCCGGGGUCCUCUCCUUCCCGUCGCUGAAAUCCAGGCGAGGUGGGCGUCAUCAAUCGUAACCGGGAGAGUGAAGCUGCCUCCCGUCGAUAAGAUGAAUCAAUGGGUGAAAGAGUUCCAGGAGGAGUUGGUCAGGACUAUGGUGGUCUCCGAUCGCCACACAGUAACCGUCCGCUUCCUACCCUACUGUGACUCAUUACUCGCCGACCUCGAUGCAAACCCCACCUUUGCUCGUCUUGCCCGGGGGCUUUUCACCUGGCACCCAUUACGUGCCUUCUUGGUACUCAAAGCGGUGUAUUUUGGCAAACGGACGCCCGCACAGUUUAGAUUGUUUGGGUAUGGGCGGAAGCCUGAGAUAGCUACUGCUACGCUGCUAAGGUUAGCGGGGGAUAACAAGGAGAUAGAUGCGAUUGAGAAGGAACUCGUUAUUCUGGACGGUAAUAAAGCUGCUAGUUCCAAGGCCAACUGA